Molecule: messenger RNA, 234 nt
Organism: Passer montanus (Eurasian tree sparrow)
Lineage: Eukaryota; Metazoa; Chordata; Aves; Passeriformes; Passeridae
Product: latent-transforming growth factor beta-binding protein 3-like
Exons: 1
Source: RefSeq, a predicted model, not a curated record
AUGUGGGCGGCGCUGGCGGCGCUGGCGGCGCUGGGGGGGCGCGGGGGGGGCGCGGCCGUGGCCCGGGAGCGCUUCAAGGUGGUCUUCGCCCCCCUGAUCUGCCGGAGGACGUGUCUGAAGGGGCUGUGCCGGGACUCGUGCCAGCCCGGCUCCAACAUGACCCUGAUCGGCGAGAACGGGCACGCGGCCGACACGCUGACCGGCUCCGGCUUCCGCGUGGGUGAGUGGCACCGG